Colletotrichum truncatum is the source of this 2052-nucleotide messenger RNA. RefSeq lists its product as uncharacterized. The record is from RefSeq and is a predicted model, not a curated record. Lineage: Eukaryota; Fungi; Ascomycota; Sordariomycetes; Glomerellales; Glomerellaceae.
AUGGCCUCACACUGUCCUUUAAGAUCACACGCCGAGCCAUGUGAACACCCGUCAGACGGCUUCUCCAUGGUCCGCAUCUCUCUCAAACUCCCAUCUCGGUCAGAUCGCCGACGCGCGGACCAAGACGAAGACGCUGAAGACAGCGAAGACGACGGCGCCAGCCUGCAGUCGCUAGAGCUAUGCUUCCACGACGACUUCACGCCAGAAGACUCCCUGCCGGUCUCUCUCCACUUUCAAUCGACAGUCAUCACCUGCUUCAAGUCGUCGUUAGUGUAUCCCACGCCGACGCCGCCGUGCUAUGUCCACGAGCUGCGCGCCAUCAUGGACCUAACGACGCCGAUGGAGGAGGAUGAUGACGCGGCGGUCUCGGUCUCUGACCCAGGUUCGUCGGUGAUGGAAGCGGCGAGGCCAUCACUAUUUGAACGUCUAGGUUCCUUUAGCGAUUCUAUCCGUAUCUUUUUAAUGGUGCUGAGCUUCCUCGGACUGGUCGCCGCUCUGAUCCUAUGGGCUUUCGCUUCCCCUGCCCAGAUGUUCAUCUUCCGCCACAACGUCUCAACGACGAACAACACCCUCGCGCUAUUCCAUCAAGUCCUCCGAAUCGAUCGCCUCCGCAUCUCUUCGGUUCAAGACCUCCUCGCCUACGCAGCGGUUGACAGAAAUCCCGACUUUGACGAAGCCUUUGACAUUGUCGAAUCCCUCUGCCACAACACGAUCCGCAUCACACGACGCCCGCAACUCCACCGGGACGAGGAGGUCGAGAUGGUAUGCGCGUCCUUGUUCUGGCACGCCUCGACGAUGAAGGCCCACUGGCGCUCCGUAAGCCGGGAGAUGCUGCAGGACUGGCCUACCAAGACACUCCGGGCGUUAAGGCGUACUUUCGAAGGGAUCGACGCAGGCUUGGAAACCCGCUGGGUGGCUCAUAUAUACCGGCUUCUCGAAGACUCUGACUGGGUCAGGUCGUGCAAGCUCUGCGAUUGGGAUCAGUAUGGGGUGCGCAGCUGGCACUUUGCUUGCGAAGACGGCUUCCGCGCCCUGCUGCCCAGCCACGUCACAGAUGUGUCAGAGGACGUCGUCGACAGGACAAGGGCCUAUCUCGACGAAUGGGCCGACCGACAAUCCCGCCGGCGCGCCGAAACGAUGCGGGACCCCCAGUGGCACCUCAGAGGUCGCCUUGACCGGCAUCCCAUCGAGUCUUGUGCCGAGAUUACGAACCACACGCUUGGAGUCGAGGACGACGUCGUCUCCGUUGCGCGGCACAUGUUCGAGAUGAGGGCGGAUCUCAGACGGCUCGCCGUCGUGCUUCGGAAACACGGACUCGCUCCGGGACUGAAACGGUUCUACCCGGACGGAUGGACCUCGUCUGCCUACUUCACCGCAAUACCGACCACGUCUCAGAACCCCCUGCGGCCAAGUCCUACGGAUCAGCAUCAGCCCAUCUUGCAAAGGGUUGGCAAUAUGAUCCGGGCCGGCAUUGAGCAUUUGGGUGAGCCACAUGGCGCCAGGGAUGCUCACAUGACCGAUGUCGUCGAGAGGAACGCCGUAAUGUUGUUCGAGAUAUUCCGAGGCCUGGAAGGAUUCGAGCAUGCCCUCGCGCGGGCCGCACUUGGGCUUGUGAAGGCUUGCGAGCUUGGGAGCGAGUUGUGGAAGUAUCUUCGCUCCUUGAGCAAGGGCCUGGAGCCUGUGUCGUGGGACGUGAAUGUCGAGGACGUAGCUUUCCCCUUGGCGCCGGGAAAACCGUACACCAUCACGCUCCAGGUGUCGUACACCAAGUAUACGGCAGACGCCGUCGAAGAGGCUGCGAAACUGGCCGCCGGCAUAGCCGAUCUCCAUUCCGCGUUUCCGCCUCGACCAACACGCACGCCGGUCAUCUUUGAGGGAGAUGGGGAUGGGGACGUGGACCUCGAGCAGCAGAUGCGUCAACACCCGUGGCUAAUGGACCUGAUGGACUUUUCCUAUGCGGCAUCGGCAAUGGCUAGGGGCGAGAAUAAGACGAUGGAGACUCAAGAGGGAACGCUUUUGGUGCCGACGGCAACUAACGACGCGGGAGCCUGA